GCGAACCUGCAGCCGCCACACGUCGACGCAAGCAGCACAAUACCCUUUUUGCCUGAAUCGCUCCCACGCCAAAAGAAGAAGAAAAGCACGAAGAUAAACGGAAAUGCGAAGGCGCAGAAGUAAGAGUUGAAAUAGUUUCACAGAAAAUUUAUAUUCACCGCACCAAAAACGCAGCAUUCGCGCAGUCAUGUGGCUCCCACUCGAGAACAACCCGGAUGUGAUGAACAAAUACCUCGUCACUCUCGGCAUCCCAGAACCGAAGUUGCAAUUCGUGGAUGUCUUCGGAGUGACGCCCGACCUUCUUGCCAUGGUACCUGCGCCCGUCCACGCCGUGAUGCUAGUCUACCCGAUCUGCAAGGCGACGGAGAACCGAACACAGGAGUUGGAAGACGCGCAGAAGGACGAGAUCGACUCCUUCCUCGAGCGCCAGCACGUGUUCUUUACUCGGCAGCUCAUCGGCAACGCCUGUGGCACGAUUGCCAUCUUGCACGCCGUCAUGAACAAUUUGGCAGUUAUCGGGGACAUCACCCCAGACAGCCCGCUGUUCGCCUUGACGGAGGCGAAGGACCUCACAUCUGACUCCAUGGAGUUGGGGGUUAAGGUUGCCAGACAGGAAAAUCUUGAGCAGGCACACCAGUCUGCGGCGGUCGAAGGCGUGACACAGAAUCAGCCGGUCGAGGCGAACAUCAACCUCCACUUUGUGUGCUUCAUCUGUGCGGGCGGCCGGUGCCUUGAGCUGGAUGGCCGCAAGGAUCAUCCACUCUUGCACGGUGCAUGCAACGACAGCGCCUCCUUCCUUAAGGCGGCAGCGGUGGCGAUUCGGGAGAAGAUGAACUUGAACCCCGACUCGUACGAGUUUGCUAUCACCGCCUUAGUUGACAAACGGUAG
Messenger RNA from Leptomonas pyrrhocoris, 889 nucleotides. RefSeq names its product putative ubiquitin carboxyl-terminal hydrolase putativecysteine peptidase Clan CA family C12. Gene Ontology annotation, cellular component: cytoplasm. Gene Ontology annotation, molecular function: cysteine-type deubiquitinase activity. Lineage: Eukaryota; Euglenozoa; Kinetoplastea; Trypanosomatida; Trypanosomatidae. The transcript has a single exon. The coding region runs from base 188 to 889 and encodes 233 amino acids. Gene Ontology annotation, biological process: protein deubiquitination; ubiquitin-dependent protein catabolic process. The record is from RefSeq and is a predicted model, not a curated record.